Scomber japonicus (chub mackerel) is the source of this 3726-nucleotide messenger RNA. It is a transcript of the gene miga1, whose product is annotated as mitoguardin 1. Gene Ontology annotation, biological process: mitochondrial fusion. Lineage: Eukaryota; Metazoa; Chordata; Actinopteri; Scombriformes; Scombridae. The coding region runs from base 120 to 1883 and encodes 587 amino acids. The record is from RefSeq and is a predicted model, not a curated record. The transcript is spliced from 15 exons.
CCCCUUCUAAGCCUCCAAGGUUAAAUCCUUGUUCGACACUCCUGUCUGUCGUCCUCUUUAGCUCCAGCCGAAUGAUGAUGAGGAUAAGAGAGUAGCAAAGUCAUGGAUAGACCACCACAAUGACGCAUGAGACCCUCACAAGUUCACAGCUGUCUGUCAAGGCUGCUGCGCUGCGUAUGGUCGACCUACCGCUCUCCGUCUACGGCUCUCUGGCGCAGGUGAGUGUCAGCACAGACACCAAGAGACUGGUUGCUGCCACCACCGUCGGCGCCGUCACACUCCUCUUCCUCGCACGCCACUUCCAGAGGAGGAAGGGCAGGAAGAAGGCCAUCUCACCGCAGUGGGAGCAGGCCAGCAUCGAGUUCUUCUCCUCUGCCUCUGCGCUGAACGAUAACGCCAAUCAACAAAACAUCACUCUCUCCCUCAACUCCAAGAAUGGCUACCCUUCUGGUCUGGUCCUCUCUGCAGGGACCUACAGAAAACUGUCGGGGUCUCUGCAGAGCCUGGCCUCGGUAAAAAGUAUGAACUCCUCCAGCAGCAGCACUUGUGCAAAUGAAUCCACCUGCUGGGACAGAUUGGACUCGGACAUCUGCGGCAUGGUCAAUUUACCCGUCACCACGCCUGAAAACCUCUACCUGAUGGGUAUGGAUUUAUUUGAGGAGGCUCUGCGGCGGUGGGAGGAGGCGUUGACAUUCAGGAGCAAGCAGGUUGAGGACGAAGUGAACUGCGCCUCCAUUAAAACAGGAGCUGGAGACGCCAUUGCCGAGCAGGGCAUGGAGGACGUCAUCAGUGCAGAGUUCAUCCACAGGCUGAAGUCUCUGCUGCAGAGAGCUUAUCACCUCCAGGAGGAGUUUGAGGGAGUGCUCUGCAUGUCGGACCAAUCGUCCAACGACAGCCAGGACAUGUUGAUCCAUGAGGAGCUGGAUGACGGCUGUCUGAGAGACAGCGUCAGCAUCGCCUCCACUGACUCUUUUGUUUCUGCUGCUGAGCUGUCAGAGCACAGAGAGCUGAGGAGUGUCUACGUCCUCGGUCAUUAUCCUUUCUAUGAGGAGGCACUGCAGAUGGCAGAGGAAGGCAAGAUCUCCUGCAGGGUGCUGAGAACUGAGCUGCUGGAGUGUCUUGGAGACGUAGACUUUCUGGCCAAGUUGCACUGUGUGCGGCAGGCAUGUCAGCUCAUUCUGUGUGAGAGGACGACCAGGAUGUUUCUGGCCGACACCGGAAAGAAAAUCCUGUCUUCCAUCAUCGUUAAAGCACACAAGAGCCCAAAGAGAUUUGAAGAAGUGUUUGAGGAGAUGCUUUCCUUCCUGGAACACACGGAGCACUGGGAAAACACUGAGGUGGAGUUGGCCACACGUGGGGUGAAGCACUUAAACUUCUACGACAUCGUGCUGGACUUCAUCCUGAUGGACUCGUUUGAGGACCUGGAGAAUCCACCGAUCUCCAUCCAGAAUGUGAUCAACAACCGCUGGCUCAACAGCUCCUUCAAGGAGACCGCGGUGGCGUCCAGCUGUUGGUCAGUACUGAAGCAGAAGAAACAGCACAUGAAGGUGUCUGACGGCUUCAUCGCCCACUUCUACGCUGUGUGUGAGCAGAUCAGUCCCGUCCUGGCCUGGGGUUUCCUCGGACCUAAGAGCUCCCUGCACGACUUCUGCAGCUUCUUCAAGGACCAGGUGCUGCACUUCCUGAAGGAUAUCUUUGAUCUGGAUAAAGUGCGUUACUCGUCGGUGGAGAGCCUGGCAGAGGACAUGCUCCACCUGCUACACCGUCGCUCCGAGCUGCUGUUGGCCUACCUGGGAGCCGACUCCCUGCGGCACCACAACAGCUGCAGCUCCACACAGGUGCAGCUGAUGCCCAACGCCCUGCUGGAGGCCUCGGUACAGUGAGACCUCCACGCUGACCUACACUGAACACUAAACAUGAGAUUUAUUCUGAGGUGGGUUCACACUGACUGUCGGACCAAAGAAAACUUUCCGUAGGUGUGAUUUCAUCUCCGAUCUGUGAUUGUGUAACACUAUUUCGCUGAGGUCCGACAUCCACUCUCAUCACUUUCCCAUCAUGCCAUCUGCUCUCAAAACUCUGCAUCUGAGGAUCCAGAUAAACUGAACCAGAGUCCAUCUGCCUUCACACUUCAUCACUACCUAUGGUGCGGACUCCUCAUCCUCAUCUUCCCGUCCCCCUUUUCACUGUGCCAUGGCAGUGCAUGUUAGAUUUAAAACAUCAGCAAUAAUUUGUGUAACUUAAACUUGCUGUGAGACUUACGUUGAUUCUCUGGCCGUGUAAGCCGAAGUGUAUUUAUGGCCAUUAAGAGCAGAUUGUGAGAGGGAAAAAAGAUAGUAUUUUACUGUAUUUAUUUUAUUAUAAAGCAGGAUUUAUUUUUUAGAGGUUGUAGUUUUGCCAGUAUGCGUCAAUGGAUUUACAGCAUACAUACAGUAGUGUGAAUUCCAGUGUUGUAUAAAAAAUAUAUAUAAAAUAAAAUUCAUCAGAUAAAUUUGUAUUAAAUAUUUCUGACAUCCUGCAGAACAUCAGCGAUGCAAAACCUUUAAAUGUGCUUUGUGAUGCUGCCUAAUGCAUGUUGCCCCGGGCAACCAUGAAGCAAAAGGAUUUAAGAAAUGUUUCAGGUUACUUUAAAGGGAAAGUUCAGAGUUUUUAUUUGGUUGUUUUUUUUCAUCCUCCGCCCCAGACACACAAACCUUCAUGCAAUAUGUAAAUGCAGUGUAUGCACGGCCCUCAAUCAGCUACAAGAAAUACAAGAUUAUAACUCGCCGUUACUGCAGAACGUGUGAAGCCUUACUGUGGAUGCACAUAUUUAAAGCCUUGUUGUCUUUGUCACUGAAUGUCAGUCUGAAAAAGUAUAUUUUUCGUAUCCUGUGUGGUUUUGAAAAAGCUCGAUGUCUGCUCUGCUGAUCAGUCACUGCCAUGUACAGAAAACACACGAAAGCUUCAAGCAGUGGAGUUACUGUCGGACUAAAUGUGUGACAGAUCAGAGGAGUUCAUUCCAAGAUUCUCUAUAUUCACUUAUGAGCGUCAUGAUCGAGUUUCCUCUUUAAAAUGGUUUGGUUUACACUUCUACAAGUCUGAAAACAAAGCUCACGUCCAAAUCUACAUCUGAAGUAAUUCCUCCUGUUAGAGAUUUCUUUUUAAAGUGAUUUCAAUGUGAGCAAUCCUCAGUGUGAAGUUAUUACAGAUCAUGAAGUCUUAAAAACAAGGAUUCAAGUCUUUACUUCAGAAAGAAAUCAAAGAAUCUUUUAUCUUCUUUAGAGUCUGUUUUAUUUCUUGAGCCCAAAAUCACAAAGCUGAUUUACACUCUACACAGCUUCUAUCUUCUAUUCAGGAAAAAACUCCCCAAAAAAUUUUAUUAUUAGUCAAUCUAUAAUUAUUGUUAAGGCAUGAAUUGGCUAUAGCUCCUUAAAUGGGUUAGGUUGGGAUUAUUAUUAUAGAAUAAUAUUUUGGUUAUGGACUUCAGGUCAUUUUAAAACAUCCUCUAACUUCCAGCUGGUAGUUCAAUGACGAUCUGAAGUAUGAAGAAGAGGAAUUGAUUAAAAAACUACUUCAAAGUAGAGUUUGGGCAUAUGAGUGUUUAAGGACAGUACAAUUAAUGUGAACCUUCCCUUUUAAAAGGAUCUUUUUGGAUUGACUUUGUCCACAGAUGGAGGUCAGUUUUUAAAUGUGUUCGUUCAACUUGUUUUUCAUGUAUAAAUGAAGCAAAUAAAUACUGAUGAGAAUGUG